AUGGAACUUGGCACAGCCCCCGGACCUGAUUUUAUAUCAGCAAACUUUCUUCGGGUUGGUAGCCAUCCACUUCAUGCAAUCUUCGGCGCACAUGACGUCCUACCUUCAGGAGAAAAGGAUCUCAGACCAGUGGAAGACCUCGCGAACCGUUCUUAUCCAUACGGGGAGGAUCUUCGGAACUACCGUCCGAUAUAUUUGUUGAGUGUGUUUUACAAAGUAUUCACUAAGAUCAUUCUCACGCGCAUAUCUAGGACACUGAAUAAAGUCCAGCCUCAAGAACAAACUAGAUUCCGUCGGGGGUUAAGCUGUUUGGACCACAUCCAGACCGUGUCGAGGGUCGUAGGGGUUUGCUGGGAAUACCGCUUGUCCCUUGUUCUAGCCUUCGUCGACUAUGAGAAAGCCUUUGACAGCGUAGAAACGAAUGCAAUACUGUCAGCGUUUUUCGAUCAAGGUGUGGACGUCUCGUAUGUGAGGACAUUAGCCAAUUGCUACUCGAUGCAACACUAA
Necator americanus (New World hookworm) is the source of this 507-nucleotide messenger RNA. RefSeq lists its product as uncharacterized. The transcript has a single exon. NCBI's taxonomy places the organism in Eukaryota, Metazoa, Nematoda, Chromadorea, Rhabditida, Ancylostomatidae. Bases 1 to 507 code for a protein of 168 amino acids. The record is from RefSeq and is a predicted model, not a curated record.